CGAUGAGACGUGUCGUGUGAUUGGAUAGAAUGCAUGGUGACUAAUGUUAGGUCAGUCGUGAUUGGUCGAGACGCGCUCUAUAUGUUUUAACUGAUACAGAUAGCGCGGCUGCGGACACCGGGGAGCGGGAUGGCUUCCACUGUCCUCGGCGUGGGCACCGGGGUGUUUGUGAUCGCUGUUAUCUGGGUGGUCACUCUGCUCACUUGUGUCCUACUGUCUCGAGCGGCUGGAACAGCACGGUUCUUGAGCCUCUCUUUGUUUCUCCUGGCAGUGAUCGUAACUCUUAUUCUGAUUUUUUUUCCACGAGCGAGUGAAACUCCCUCACCAGAGAAGGAAGUUCAGAUCGUGGACACAUUCUUCAUCGGCCGCUACGUCCUGCUCUCUCUUAUCAGUGCCAUUUUCCUUGGAAGCCUCUUCUUGUCUGUCGUCUACUAUAUCUUAGAACCUGUCUACGCCAAACCUCUGCGGCUCCGGUAACACUAUGGAAAUUCGGAUUCUGGUGUGGCGGUUUUCCUGUUUUCAUACAGAAUUUAUUUUUAUAUAGAAUUCUGCCUCCUUUAUGAUACAUUUUAUACUGUUUGUAUGUGUUAUAAUAGUUGGUAAAUCAUUUGUCUGAUAAAUAAAUUAUAUGUAUAUAUUUA
Molecule: messenger RNA, 641 nt
Organism: Hyla sarda
Lineage: Eukaryota; Metazoa; Chordata; Amphibia; Anura; Hylidae
Gene: TMEM218
Product: transmembrane protein 218
Exons: 4
Coding region: 130-477 (115 amino acids)
Source: RefSeq, a predicted model, not a curated record